Messenger RNA from Alosa sapidissima (American shad), 518 nucleotides. RefSeq names its product fer3-like protein (gene ferd3l). The transcript has a single exon. Lineage: Eukaryota; Metazoa; Chordata; Actinopteri; Clupeiformes; Clupeidae. Gene Ontology annotation, molecular function: protein dimerization activity; DNA-binding transcription factor activity, RNA polymerase II-specific; RNA polymerase II transcription regulatory region sequence-specific DNA binding. Gene Ontology annotation, biological process: developmental process; regulation of transcription by RNA polymerase II. The record is from RefSeq and is a predicted model, not a curated record. Bases 9 to 518 code for a protein of 169 amino acids.
CAUUCCAUAUGGAAAUCCAUUCAUCCAUGAUGGAUCCAGCACUAUUUGACAUAGUCGGUGACAUGAACGUUAUGGAAGUGCAUUCGAAGACAACACUGGCGCCGAAACAAGGCCCGAGAACACUGAAUGGGUCGGACGUUCGAGAGCGACAUUACUGCAACUUCACCCAAGGCUCCCAGGCGGCUGCUGGUGGUGAGACGCUCGUUCAUUACGCGAACUGUGAGCCGUUGGCGAAUGAGGGCACAUCCGCUUAUGGGCCUGGAUUUCAGAGUGGAAGGUCGAAGCGGAAACGUGUGAUUACUACGGUUCAGCGACACGCCGCUAACAUCAGGGAGCGCAGACGUAUGUUCAGUCUCAACGAGGCCUUUGAUGAACUGCGGAAGAAAGUGCCUACUUUCGCAUAUGAGAAAAGACUGUCGAGGAUAGAAACGCUGCGCCUAGCUGUAGUGUACAUUUCCUUUAUGAUGGAACUACUGAAAAAACAGUCUCUUAUCAACCUGGAUCAAAUGGAAUUGUGA